Molecule: messenger RNA, 1194 nt
Organism: Rhineura floridana
Lineage: Eukaryota; Metazoa; Chordata; Lepidosauria; Squamata; Rhineuridae
Gene: REN
Product: renin
Exons: 9
Coding region: 1-1194 (397 amino acids)
Biological process (GO): angiotensin maturation
Molecular function (GO): aspartic-type endopeptidase activity
Source: RefSeq, a predicted model, not a curated record
AUGCAGCAGUCCUGGGUCUUUGCAGUGGUUAGCUGCUUCUUGUGCUUUUCCAGCGAUGCCUUCCAAAGGAUUCCACUCAAGAAAAUGCCCUCAAUCCGAGAGACCAUGCAGAAGAUGGGAAUGAAAGUGUCUAAUGUUAUCCCUUCCUUGGAGAACAAUAUAUACUAUCUUGGCAAAGGACAUCAUAAUGGAACAGCACCUACCAUUCUCACAAACUAUCUGGAUAUGCAGUAUUAUGGUGAAAUCAGUAUUGGUACGCCAGCCCAGAUCUUCAAAGUAGUUUUUGACACAGGGUCAGCCAACCUGUGGGUGCCAUCCCAACAGUGCUCCCCACUCUUCAGUGCCUGUGUUUCACACAGCCGCUAUGUCUCCUCCAAAUCAAGUACAUACAGGCCAAAUGGAACUGAAAUUGUGAUCCAGUAUGCACAAGGACACAUUAAGGGUUUCCUUAGCCAGGACAUUGUCACAGUCGCUGGCAUUCCUGUUGUCCAGGUGUUUGCAGAAGCCAUAGCACUAACAAACCAACCUUUCAUCUAUGCAAGAUUUGAUGGAGUGCUCGGCAUGGGGUAUCCCAGCCAAGCCAUCGAUGGGGUUACACCCGUGUUUGAUAGGAUAAUGUCUCAAAAGAUCCUGACGGCAGAAGUCUUCUCUGUCUACUACAGCAGAAAUUCUGAGUUGAACACUGGGGGAGAACUCAUCCUUGGAGGCAGUGACCCAUCUUACUACACUGGGGACUUCCACUAUCUCAGCAUUAGCCGGGAAGGCUAUUGGCACAUUGAUCUUAAAGGGGUUUCUGUAGGGAGUGAAUUGCUGUUCUGUCAUGAAGGUUGCACGGCGGCUGUAGAUACUGGGUCUUCCUUUAUUACUGGCCCAGCUAGUUCAGUGUCUGUUCUGAUGAAAGCCAUAGGAGCUACUUUGAUUGAAGAAACAGAUUAUGUCGUUGAAUGUAAGAAAAUCCAUUUGCUGCCUGAUAUUUCCUUCCAUUUUGGAGAGAGAGCCUACACGCUCAGCGGCUCUGCCUAUGUCCUCCAGCAUUCUAACUACGGCAAAGAGUUCUGUGUUGUGGCAUUCUCUGGUUUUGACAUUCCUCCUCCACUGGGCCCUCUUUGGCUUCUGGGCGCUAGUUUCAUCGGACAGUACUACACUGAAUUUGACCGGCAGAGCAACCGGAUUGGAUUUGCCACAUCCCUCUGA